Messenger RNA from Lathyrus sativus (Indian pea), 651 nucleotides. NCBI's taxonomy places the organism in Eukaryota, Viridiplantae, Streptophyta, Magnoliopsida, Fabales, Fabaceae. The record is from the annotation of a GenBank genome assembly.
AUGGAAAAGAAAAGUAUAAUGCAUUAUAACAGCUCUCAUAAAAUUUUGCUAGUGGGAGAGGGAGAUUUCUCAUUCUCACUUUGCUUGGCAAGGGCAUUUGGCUCAGCUGUUAACAUGGUUGCUACAUCUAUGAAUGAUAGAGCAUUUCUAGCAAGGAAAUACACAAGUGCAAUGACAAACUUGAGAGAACUUAAGAGACUUGGUUGCACCAUCCUGUAUGAAGUGGAUGUUCAUGACAUGAAUCAACAUCCUUGUCUAAAGCUUCACAAAAAUUUUGAUCGAAUAAUCUUUAAUUUUCCUCACUGUGGCAUCUUUCGACGUGAAACUGAAUACUGGGUGAUUCUGCAACACCAAAAAUUGGUGAGGAAGUUCUUAAAAAAUGCUAAGAACAUGCUUAGUAUCUUAGGUGAGAUUCAUAUUACUCACAAAACAACAUAUCCAUAUAGUUGUUGGAAUAUCAAUAAUCUGGCAGAAAAAUGUGGAUUGUCAUUUAUUGAAGAGGUGGAGUUUCAUCAAUAUUGUUACCCAGGUUAUGAAAAUAAGAGAGGUGCUGGCUCCAAAUGUUACCAGAGUUUCCCUAUUGGAGAGUCUAGUACUUUCAAAUUUAAGUUUGAGUUUGAGAAUAAGUUUCGAGAUAUUUUAAUGUUUUGA